Guillardia theta CCMP2712 is the source of this 660-nucleotide messenger RNA. RefSeq lists its product as hypothetical. The transcript is spliced from 3 exons. Lineage: Eukaryota; Cryptophyceae; Pyrenomonadales; Geminigeraceae. The record is from RefSeq and is a predicted model, not a curated record. The coding region runs from base 1 to 660 and encodes 219 amino acids.
AUGCCAAGGACUAAGAAGAACGUAGAGACCGUCAGUGCUGCUGAUGAAAACACGGGUAUCAUCCAAGCAGCUUCCGGGAAGGAUGCUGUAAUGAAGGAGCCUAUGGCCGACAUCACCAACGACACCAAGCCAGUGAAGAUGGAGGAGCAGAACGAGGUCAAGCAGGAGGAGAAGGUGUACAGGACACACAUCCGAUUCGACGAGGAUGGCAAUGAGACCAAGGAGGUUGAGGAAGUGUCGAUCAGGAAGGAGACUAACGGGCAAGAGGAGGAGGAGCACGAGGAGGAAACUGACAACAAGGCUGACAACGGCGAGGAGUUUGUUGAGGUGACUCACUUUGGGCUCACCUACAAGAUCUACAAGGGAUCGAACAAGGUGGAGGCCGUCUCCGGCAACCAGGGAGCAUCUGCUGAGCAGCCAUCGCAAGUUGACCAGGAGAAGCUCAAGUACCGCGAGCCGCCCUCCUAUUUCUACAAGGAGCAGAAGGAGAGGGAUGUCUCUUGGCAGGGAGUUCAUACUCGCUUCGAAGACGAUGAUGAUGUGGCCGCGGUGGAGCAGCAGGAGGUGCCUGAGCUCGAGGCCAUUAUGGCCAAGACGCUGUCGCUGGGGGCCGAGGAGAGCGCGUCGAAGAAGAAGGGGAAGGGCCAAGGGAAGAAGUGA